Messenger RNA from Erigeron canadensis, 3659 nucleotides. RefSeq lists its product as uncharacterized. The transcript has 21 exons. The record is from RefSeq and is a predicted model, not a curated record. Bases 41 to 3532 code for a protein of 1163 amino acids. NCBI's taxonomy places the organism in Eukaryota, Viridiplantae, Streptophyta, Magnoliopsida, Asterales, Asteraceae.
ACCUUUUUUUUCUUUAAUAUUUUUUAUUUUUUGUAUAAAAAUGUUUACAGAAGGAUUAGAUGAAAGUGCACUCAGCUGGGUCAAGCAGGGAUUGGAGAAAGAAAAAAUUCAAACUCAUUCGCCUUUAAGAGAGACUGCAAUUGAUCAUGAGUACCUGGUUCCAAAGUCUCCCCUUUCUUUUAACACGACAACUUUUAAGUCCUCUAAUCUAUUACCACCACUUAAAUUCCAUUCGGGCCUUCUUGGAUCGCAUAGUCUCGAACCAAACAGUUACAAUGAUUAUGAAGAUGAUGACUAUGAUGAUUAUGAUGAUCAUGAUGAGAGUGUAGGUUCUGCUUCGGAUGAUAUGGACUGCACUAUCUCUGAAGGAGAAGAGUUUAAUGAAGAAAUCUUCAAUGUUAAUCUAGUUAAAGCACAAGCACCAAUUGGACCUAAUAAGUCUACUUUGAAUAAAGGGAUGAUAAAAGAGAACCUUAGUGUUGAAGUUCCUAUGAACACAAGGAAGUUUACCGAAGCUGGUUGGCAUGGUGGGGCAAGCAUACUGCCAAGUUCAGUUUCAGCUGCUAGUCGUUUGCGUGAAAUGUUACAACCUCAUAGUGCAUAUGGUACCCCGGUAGCUGAGUUAGGAACUCCAAGUGCACCUCCUAUUUUUGAGGAAGUAGAAGAUGGUACACUAGUUCAAGAUGCAUUAAGUAAAGAAUCUUCACGAUUUUCAGGAAUCGAGCAGUCUCAAAAUGAGGUAAAUAUGCCAGAAAAACUCAUUGGUGAUGAUGGCAAACUGGAGUCUUCUUUUAGUGAAAGGGAAAAUGAAGCUGUUUUUGAGAAAAUAGACAAGUCAAUGCCAUGUUUGGAAACAAACUUGCUAGAUCAAACAACUUAUUAUAACAGUGGUAAAAAUCCAUGGCAAACUAUGAUCACAUAUGAUGCAUGCUUUCGACUGUGCCUGAAUGCAUGGGCAAGAGGCUGCACAGAAGCACCUUUGUUCCUAAAUGAUGAAUGUCGUCUUCUACGCAACGCCUUUGGGCUACACAAGUUUUUGUUGCAACCGCGGGGUUUCAAACCAGUGGUAAGUAGUGGUACCGAGAAUACAGAUAAAGCAUGCCCAUUGAAAGUAAAAAAAGUGAUUGGAAAGAUCAGGGUUGAAGUGAGGAAAGUAAGAAUCAUCCCUCAACGGAAACUUAAGGACACAUACUCCCAGCAAAGUGCUAUCUAUGUGCAAGCCGGAGUUGAGUACAUUAGACAUGUUUCUUCACUUGUAAAAAGCAAAAUCAACAAAUUAGGACUAUCUUCAUUUUCACUUCCAUGUGAAGAACCAGUGACUUGUCUAUUGCACCUUAAAAGUUCCCAAGAGCAUGCAGAAACUGAAUCGUCUUUAGGCAUAUGCUUGAGGCCCGGAACUGGUGAUUCUCAUGACUUUUUCCCAGAAAACCAAGGAGAUGCCCUUCUAAUGGAAGUGCAUGGAGAGAAGAGGGUUAUACAGGGUUGUGCAGUUAUUCCAGUCUCGUCCCUUCAUGAAAAUCCAAAUGAUAGAAUCAAAUGGUGGCCAAUUUAUCAUGAAGACAAUGAAUGCAUUGGGAAGGCUCAACUUUCCAUCACAAGCACAAUUACAUCUGAUGAAACUACACACCUUAAGUGCGGACCCGUUGUGGAAACACUCGCAUAUGAUUUACUAUUGGAGGCUGCCAUGCGCGCACAAUGUUUCCAUGCACGUAAUUUAUGGGUGGUGGAACCUUGGAAAUGGUUGCUGACGGAGUUUUCUGAUUAUUAUGGAGUUUCAGAAUCAUAUACUAAACUUAGGUAUCUUUCACAUGUCAUGAACGUUGCUACGCCUAUAAAAGAUUGCUUAGAGCUCAUUUAUGAGCUUCUGGUGCCUGUUAUGAAGGCUAGAACGGAACGAAGACUAACAAGACAAGAGAAAAGCUUGUUAAUGGACUGUGAAACACAAGUGGAGAGUCUACUGGCACUUGCUUUUCAAAAUUACAAGUCGUUAGAUGAAAAAUCUUCUACUGGUUUAUCAGAUACAUCGAGUCCCAUCCCAGAAAGUGCAGCACCGGCAUUAGCUCCAGCAGUUCAAUUAUAUACUCUUGUCCAUGAUAUACUUUCUCCAGAUGGGCAGGCUUUGAUGACCAACUAUUUGCAGGCAGCAGCAAGAAAGAGGUGCAGGAAGUAUAUGGUAGACACAGAUGAGUUUGUGGCAAGCAACACUGAGGGGUUUCUGAUGGAUUCUAUUGCAAUUACCACAGCUUACUUGAAAAUGAAAAAUUUGUGCUUAAACCUUUGUAAUGAAAUAGAGACAGAUAUCAAGAUACAUAACCAGCACAUACUACCAAGCUCAAUUGAUCUCUCAAGCAUCACAGCGGAGGUUUACAGCAGUGAGUUGUUUAAGAGGCUCAAAGGAUUCCUUGCAGCAUGGCCUCCUUCAAGCCCCCAGCCUCAUGUUAAUGAACUUCUAAUAGCAACUGCUGACUUUGAGAGGAAUCUCGAGUCAUGGAACAUCAGUGUACCACAAGGUGGUGUAGACUCGAGGAACUUGUACCAUAAUUAUAUUAUGGUUUGGGUCCAAGAUAUGCAAUUAUGCUUACUUGACUUAUGCAAGGCAGAAAAGGUACCAUGGGCUGGGGUAAUCACAAACUAUUCUACUUCACCAUUUGCCGAGGAAGUAUAUGACAAAAUCAAAGAAAUGUUGAGUGACUAUGAAGUGGUGAUCAAUCGAUGGCCGCAGUACACAUUGAUCUUGGAGAAUGCUGUUGCGAAUGUGGAAAGAUCAAUUAUGAAAGCACUCGAAAGACAGUAUGCAGAUAUUUUGGCACCUCUAAAAGAUAGCAUUCCCAAGAGGCUUGGGAUUCAAGUUCAGAAAUUAACAGGAAGACAAUCAAAUGCCCCCUACUCCAUUCCUAAUCAGUUGGGAACUUUUCUAAACACCAUCAAGAGAACUCUUGAUGUUCUGCAUUGUAGAGUAGAAGACAAGUUGAAGGCAUGGGCAUCUUAUCUUCUAGCCAGCGGUGAUAAGAAGUCAACUUAUGGGGAACAAAUGAAUGCAGUUACUGUCUUGUUGAGGACAAAGUACAAAAACUACAUGCAGGCUGUUGUGGUCAAGCUCAUUAGUAAUGUGCAAGCAAGUCGCGGCACACGACUUCAAAGAAUUCUUGAAGAAACAAAGGAAGCAGAUGGAGAGGGGGAAAUCCGUGAAAGGAUGCAAAUUUUGUGCUGUCAGCUAGUGGAAUCUGUAUCCAACUUACAUGAAGUUUUUACAAAUCAGAUUUUCAUUGCUAGCUGCCGUGGUUUAUGGGACAAAAUGGGACAGAUUGUGCUGAAGUUUCUGGAAGGUAGAAAAGAAAAUCGCAUAUGGUACAACGGAUCUUAUUAUGCUCUAGGAAUUUUGGAUGAUACUUUUGCUUCCCAGAUGCAACGAUUACAAGGAAAUGCAUUACAAGAGAAAGAUAUUGAACCACCACGUUCAAUCAUUGAAGCUCGGUCCAUUCUUUCUAGAGAUUCUAACAAUGCCGCCGACACUUCAACCUACUUCUAUUAAAGUAGGAUAACUUGGUGUAAUAUUUCAUUUGUUCAGUUUAUAUGUAUAUGUUACAUGCCUAUUCUUUCGUAAAGAAACCAUCUUUAUGCAAAUAAUAAUCAAUCGGAGUUCCCGAAAGGUUUACUAA